AUGAGCCGUCACCUCAACCGGUCCGCUCGGAACACGUGUGCACCGUUAUCGAUCGACCGCAGACCCUUCGUCGAGGACCGCUCUGAAGCUCGCGAAUUACGCGUAUAUUCCUCAAAUAAAAACAAUUUAUAUUGUUGUAUUAUAUCGCAUCAUUACCGUGUCUCAGUCUUACCGGAAACCAAUUUCAACGAUUUGAACUGCACUGCAGCAGCACGGGCUGAAAAACAUUUGGCCGCGGUUCUCGGCGAGAUUCGUUUAGGAAAAAAUACGAUCUUCCGUCCUCGUUUAGCCAAAACCCUACGACGAUUUCAAGUUUCGUUUCACGUCAUCAAAUCGGAGCUUAUAUAG
This is a messenger RNA of Macrosiphum euphorbiae (potato aphid), 348 nucleotides long. The record is from the annotation of a GenBank genome assembly. Lineage: Eukaryota; Metazoa; Arthropoda; Insecta; Hemiptera; Aphididae.